This is a messenger RNA of Acanthochromis polyacanthus (spiny chromis), 2493 nucleotides long. It is a transcript of the gene pitx2, whose product is annotated as paired-like homeodomain 2. NCBI's taxonomy places the organism in Eukaryota, Metazoa, Chordata, Actinopteri, Pomacentridae. Gene Ontology annotation, cellular component: nucleus. Gene Ontology annotation, biological process: anatomical structure morphogenesis; regulation of transcription by RNA polymerase II. Bases 413 to 1354 code for a protein of 313 amino acids. The transcript has 3 exons. Gene Ontology annotation, molecular function: RNA polymerase II cis-regulatory region sequence-specific DNA binding; DNA-binding transcription factor activity, RNA polymerase II-specific. The record is from RefSeq and is a predicted model, not a curated record.
GGGCACACCGUCAUAUCCACAUGGAUGUGCCUGUCAGAGAGAAUAUGGGCGGGCGCAACAUGGUGACGUGGAGGUCUGGAGAGAGGCGCAGUUGGAUAGGCAAUGUAGAGGCAACAGCUGAAAUGAACAGUGAGCGGUGUAGUGUGUGUAUGCCUCUGGAUCUAAUAUCACCUACCUGUCCUUGUCACUCUGAUAGUCAGCCGAGGUAGCCGCUGUUUUCCACCGAUGCUAUGGCAAACCUCAAUGGCCUAUUUUAAAGCAUUUUCCAGCUCAAACAGAAAGAGGGCUUUAUCUCAACCGCGAGAGGAACCGCGCCGCUGUGCGUCUUUUUGGAGAGCUGAGCACACUCUGCAGUCGGACUUUCCGUUUAUCCUUCCUGUAGGCUGUUAAAAGGUUGUUCGAUCUUUUACCGAUGAACUCUAUGAGGGAUCCAUUAAACAUAGAUCAUCACCACCUAACAGGGAAUAAACUUGCGUCCUCGCACCACACGGCUCUGGCGAUGGCCUCCGGUUUACAGCCGCUGCAACGGUCUGUGGACUCUAAACAUCGGUUAGAGGUGCACACUGUGUCGGACACAUCAAGUCCGGAGUCUGUCGAAAAAGAGAAGAUACAAAAUAAAAAUGACGACUCCUCAGAUGACCCUUCCAAAAAGAAGCGGCAGCGGCGGCAGAGGACUCACUUCACCAGCCAGCAGCUCCAGGAACUGGAGGCCACUUUCCAGAGGAAUCGCUAUCCGGACAUGAGCACAAGGGAGGAGAUAGCCGUGUGGACCAACCUCACAGAGGCCCGAGUCAGGGUCUGGUUCAAGAACCGACGAGCAAAGUGGAGGAAACGGGAAAGAAACCAGCAAGCCGAGCUGUGCAAAAACGGCUUCGGCCCGCAGUUCAAUGGACUCAUGCAGCCCUACGACGACAUGUACCCCAGCUACACGUACAACAACUGGGCCGCCAAGGGCCUCACGUCCGCCUCCUUGUCCACCAAAAGCUUCCCCUUCUUCAACUCCAUGAAUGUCAACCCUCUGUCCUCGCAGACCAUGUUCUCGCCGCCCAACUCCAUAUCCUCCAUGACUUCCAGCAUGGUGCCGUCGGCGGUCACCGGUGUGCCGGGAUCCAGCCUCAACAGCCUCAAUAACUUGAACAACCUCAGUAACCCGUCUCUCAACUCGGGGGUGCCCACGCCGACGUGUCCCUACGCGCCUCCGACCCCUCCGUAUGUGUACAGGGACACUUGUAACUCCAGCCUGGCCAGCCUGAGACUGAAAGCCAAACAGCACUCGAGUUUUGGAUACGCCAGUGUGCAGAAUCCGGCCACUAAUCUGAGCGCCUGCCAAUACGCCGUGGACAGACCAGUCUAAUACCUACCUGCACUGCAAAAAAUAACCACCAAUAACGAGAUAUUAGGGGCUGGUAGUGACGCUUAAAAUGAGGCUUUUCUCUCUGAAGGGAAAAUAAGGAAAUCCAGCUGUAAGAUCAGUUAAAAUCUUUGGUUAAGGAUAUUUUUAUUAUUUGGUCAUUUGGCAAUUUCUUGACACUAGUUGGGAUGUGAUAAAUACUUUUCCUACUUUUUCCUUCAAGCCACUGCUACAUGCACCACAAAAAAAUCCAACAAUAUACGAACACACAUGUGAGAUCCUCCCAUCGCAUCCAUACAUUUUCAUUUACUUUUAGGGGAGAAAUUGAAUUUUGAGGGUGAUUACAAAAACCAAAAGGCUUGUUAUGGUGGUCAUUUUUUGCAGUGUGUGUGUGUGUGUGUGGGUAAUCACAAAAAGCCGGCCACAGGAACAAGAGACUACUACAACUACUUUUUUUUUUUUUUUUCAUUUUUCAAAAAGGGCACUAGAAGACUGAACCACUGAAAUAAGUUCAACUCCAGGUCGGAGUCAAACUGAAACGGGAGAUUUUAAGUUUCUUCCCCCCUUUUGAUGAGCCCAGGCCUGUUUCAUUCUGCGCCUCAGCAACGACAACAACAACAAGAAGAAGAAAAGAGAAGAGGCCUGUUUCAUUUUUCAUCGCUCGUCUUGAGGGUUUUCUGGUGGAUUUUGGACGUUAACUGUUGACUGAAAAAAAGGUUGUAUAUAUAUAUUUGAAUUAUCAUCUCCUGUUUGUCGAGGCGAAUGCGCUAUAACCCUCCAGUCCUCUCCAGGUUCAACUUAUCAACGCAUGUGGAAAAAGAAAAUACCCUAAAAAAGGAAUCAUGUUUUGCUUGCAAACAAAAGGGAAUGUACAUACUCAAACGCACCAGUUGUGUGUUUCUAACAUAUUAUAAAUUUAUUAUUAAUGUCUGUGUGAAUAUCGAUUUAGAAUAGCAAUUCUGGAUUUAAAAAAAAAGACGCAUCAAAAAUGUUCCUGCGACAAAUUAUUUGGUUUCUUUUUUUUUUUUUUUUUUUUUUUGCUCUGUGUAUACUAUUUGGUACGGAAUUCUGUUUUUUUCCAACAUCCAAAAAAAAACCUAUUGUGUUUUAUUUAAUGGAAGUAAAUAUAUUGUUCAAAAACA